CUUGGCAGUGCCUUGAUGGCGAUGCACGAAUACAGCACGUCACGGGAGUUCUUCGAGCGAGCGCUGGAGAUCGAUCCCGAGCACGUGAACAGCAUGGUGAACUUGGGAGCACUGUUGGGCCACCUCAACGAUCACAGAGCCGCUGUCAACGUCUACCGGCAAGCGCUUGCUCUGGCUCCUGACAUCCGCGAAGCCGUGCUGCACCUCUACACGGCCAUGCAGGAGCUCGUGGACUGGGACGACCGAGAUAUCAUGUUCGAGCGUGUCCUAAACGCCACCAGAGCUCAGCUGGAGGAAGGGAAAGUGCCGACAGUGAACCCUUACUACUCCCUCCUCUCGCCCUUCGGGCCUGAGAUCAUGCUCAAGAUCGCCUUGUCGCAUGCGCAGCACGCUUACGACAAGGUGUCGAGCCUCCUGGUGGACGCGGACCUGAAGCGAGUCCCGUUGCCCGCGGGGGAGGGGGGAAAGGUGAACGUCGCGUACAUGAUGGCGGACUACAGGCAGCACGUCACCUCUCAUCUCAUCCAGACUGUCUUCGCUCGCCAUGACGCCAGCAAGGUGUCUGCGUUUGCAAUCGCGCUCAACGGGGACGAUGGCGGGUCGUUCAGGAGGAGGAUACGGGAGUCCGUUGGUGGUGAUCGCUUCCUGGAGCUGUAUGGGCAGUCUGACGCAGAAAUCGCAUCGAGGAUCAACCAACUUUCCAUGCACGUCCUGGUCGACAUCGACUACAACAAGGAAAGGCUCACCAUUAUGGCCUUCCGCCCAGCUCUGCUCCAGGUGACGUGGCUGGCACAUCCAGGGACCUCAGGCGCAAAGUUCGUCGACUACAUCGUGCUGGACCAGGUGGUCGCACCGCCCGAACACGCUCAGUUUGUAGCGGAGAGGAUCGUGUACAUGAAACAUCACUACCAGGUCAACGACCACAGGGUCUGCUACCCCUACGACGAGGUCGACAGGAGGGCGCUAAGGAGACAGGAGGGGCUGGAGGAGGACGCGCUGGUAGUUGCCAACUUCAACGGGCUGUACAAGAUCGAGCCGGAGUCGUUCCACAUCUGGAGAGAUGGCAUCUUGCGCUGCAAGGAGAGGGGCAGGGGAGGAGGCAGAGGAGGAGGAGGAGGAGCGAGCGAGCGGACCCCUUGCAAGGUGCAGCUGUGGCUGGUGAGCGAGGGGGAGGAGAGCAACGAGAACAUCCGUAAGGAGGCCGGACCCCUCCUCUCCCCGCUCAUCGUCUUCGCGCAGAGGAGAGAGUUCGAUGCUCAUAUCCGCCGCGCCGCCGCUGCCGACGUCUUCCUCGACAGCUUCACCUACAACGCACAUACGACGGCGGUGGACGCGCUGUGGGGAGGGAUCGCGGUGGUGACGCUGCCGGGGGAGACGAUCGUGUCGAGGGUGGCGACGGGAGUGCUGGGAGGGUUCGGGCCAGGGUCAGAGACAGUGACAAGGACCACAGGAGAGUAUGCAGAGUUGAUAGGGCGCCUGCUGGAGGACCGGAGGAUGCUAGAACGCCUGCGGAAGAGGAUGAUGAUCGGGGGGAGGCAUGGCCUGGAGAGCAGGUGA
This is a messenger RNA of Guillardia theta CCMP2712, 1557 nucleotides long. RefSeq lists its product as hypothetical. The annotation marks the transcript as partial. Lineage: Eukaryota; Cryptophyceae; Pyrenomonadales; Geminigeraceae. Gene Ontology annotation, molecular function: protein binding; protein N-acetylglucosaminyltransferase activity. The transcript is spliced from 2 exons. The record is from RefSeq and is a predicted model, not a curated record. Gene Ontology annotation, biological process: protein O-linked glycosylation.